Messenger RNA from Dufourea novaeangliae, 921 nucleotides. RefSeq names its product TM2 domain-containing protein CG10795 (gene bisc). NCBI's taxonomy places the organism in Eukaryota, Metazoa, Arthropoda, Insecta, Hymenoptera, Halictidae. The record is from RefSeq and is a predicted model, not a curated record. The transcript has 3 exons. Bases 92 to 652 code for a protein of 186 amino acids.
AACAACAUGCACAGGAUAUCGGAGAACUGCUGGGGACGGUGAAUCAAGUGACAGUGUAGUGAUCGGAGUAAUUAUUGUAAAAUGAAACGGCAUGUUUCAUCUGAUGCGAUUCCUUAGCGGACUCCUUUUGAUUGUUCUCUCGAUACCGCUGGGCAAUGGUGCGGAUAAGACAUACGAGAUCGACUGCAGUAACCUACGAAUGGGACAGUACAUCUGUCCUCAUCCCGGUUAUGAUUUCAUAGAUCCGGAUACUCAACAACCGAAGGGUUGCACCAAGGAGAAUAAAGCCAAGGUGUUGUGUCUGGCUGCGGAGGGCCUCAUUUGUACAGAAACAAAGAAUAGCACAUUCAAGAAGGACAUUCCUUGUAAAUGGACAAAUGGAUAUUCCUUUGAAACAUCAUUGUUACUCUCUAUAUUUCUUGGCAUGUUUGGAGCAGAUAGAUUUUACCUAGGGUAUCCAGCACUGGGACUACUUAAGCUGAGUACUUUGGGAUUCCUCUUCCUUGGCCAGUUUGCCGAUGUUAUACUUAUAGCAACACAGAUCGUAGGACCUGCAGAUGGUUCACAUUAUGUGAUGCCAUAUUAUGGUGCAGGGAUUCAUAUCAUUACAAGUAAUAACUUUACGUUCCGAGUGCCACAGUACGAUUGCUGAAAAAGCUCUAACAGUUGAUAAAUAAUUAUUCAAAAGAAUUGUACAGUCCCCGCUUUUUAUCGCGAGCAACGAUAUGCAAUCCUAGAAUUGAGUCCUAUUUCAACAUACCUGGAAGCAAAUUACUGUGUACGCUAUUUUAAUGAACAAACAAAAUGAUCAUCUGUAGAUAUGUAAUUCAACGAAAAACACUGUAUAUAAAGAUUUGUUACUGACUUAUUAUAUCUAUUGCCACUAUAGUCGUAAUAAUAAAUAUUUGUUUUUAUUUCUAA